AUGGUUAUCCAGCAACCCUCCGGUCAGAUCAAGCUUACGAAUGUAUCCAUAGUCCGCCUCAAGAAAGGCGGCAAACGCUUUGAGAUUGCAUGCUACAAGAAUAAAGUUCAGGAGUGGAGGAAUGGCGUGGAGAAGGACCUUGACGAAGUCCUACAAAUCAGCAAUGUCUUCAUGAACGUAUCGAAGGGCGAAGUGGCGAAGGCAGGCGACUUGAAGAAGGCCUUCGGGACUCAAGAUCGGGACGAGGUUACGAAGGAGAUCUUGAAGUCAGGAGAACUGCAAGUAGGCGAGAAGGAGCGCGAGCAUGAUCUCACAUCUAUCCGCAAAGAGAUCGCCACCCUUGUCGCAGAGAAAUGUGUGGACCCCGCGACGCAGACGCCUUACUCUGUCAGCAUUAUCGAGAAGGCGAUGACUGAGGCCGGAUUUAGUGUGCGCCCGGGUAAGAACGCGAAGAGUCAAGUUUCUGAGUGCAUCAAGCUUUUGCAGUCGGACAGCACCCUACCUAUACAACGGGCUCGUAUGCGCAUUCGGGUUAACCUGCCUACAUCUCACGUAGAGAAGCUAAAGUCACGGCUAUUGGAGGCCGCUGAGAGCUUAGAGCACGAGGAGACAGCGGAUGAAUGGUCUGGGGUGCUGCUUAUCGAUCCCAGCCAGUUCCGCGUUAUAAGCGACCUAUUGAACAAGGAGGCGAAGGGCAAAGGUCGCGUGGAAACCCUCACGUUUGCCGCUACAGCAACCACGGGGAACUAG
This is a messenger RNA of Peniophora sp. CBMAI 1063, 750 nucleotides long. NCBI's taxonomy places the organism in Eukaryota, Fungi, Basidiomycota, Agaricomycetes, Russulales, Peniophoraceae. The record is from the annotation of a GenBank genome assembly.